AAAAUCUUAACUCCCAUUCGGAAGAAGAAAGACGAAAGACGGAAGACGGUGGCUUCUUCACACAACACAAUUCCUAAUGCCUAUAUGCUCUUUGCUGUAAGCCCCAAAUUGCAAGUCCGUCUAUCUUCUGUCUGUCAUAGUCUUCCCUGGUCAUCUGCAACAAUUGCCCGAUAAGUAAAUUUAUUCAUGUAAAACGUAUGCAGUUAGGGUCCGAUUGUCCUUGUAGAAAUCCUAUUCGUAUUUAUCAUCUUUGAUUGGGCAACCCAGAAGAAUCGGAAUCAUCAGAUAGUUUGAUGGAUCUUCUGGCGGCGAUGGGCUCGUAAUGUUCUGGGAUUGAGAAAUGAAGGAUGGGAUUGGAAUCGGUUGGUGGGGUCUUAAUCUUAUUGGGCUUAAUUGGAGCAUCGAACAGGUCCGUCCAAUCGCUGAUUCAUCAUUCUUACUACAGUAAUAGCUAAAAGUGUGUUUGUUCUUGUUGUUGUUGCUGUACUUGUGUGUAUAUGUGUACGAUAUCUCCAUCAUCAUCUUCAUCAAUGGAGACUCUGGGCAUGGGCGAUUUCUGGGUCGGAGCUUGAUUUUCCAUUUUGGUCUGGACCAUGGAUGAGCUCAGCCCUAGUCCUCAAUCCAAAGACUCUGCUGCUUCUUCGUGGCGUCCCGGCCAGCUCGCAUUUAGUCCUUAUUCUACGCAGAGUGAAGCUGCCAACAACAAAUCCCAAUGUCUGCGUGUCCUUGUCAGGAGACCCUUUGUGGCAAGGCUAACCAAGGACUUAGUUGAAACAUAUCAAAUAUGCAAUCCACAGUUCAAGUAUUCAGAAGAAUUGAAUCCAAAGAGAUAUUUGACCACCCCUUCAAGUGGAGUACUCAAUGAUGGCUAUGAUAAUGUCAACUCAGAUCUUAUUUUGACUGUAAACUUUGUCUUGGUCAAUCUAGACACACAGCGAAGAUACAUUGUCAAAGAUGUUCUUGGCCAUGGGACAUUUGGCCAGGUUGCUAAAUGCUUGGUUCCACAGACUAACAGCUUCGUAGCUGUGAAGAUCAUCAAAAAUCAACCAGCAUACUAUCAACAAGCCCUGGUUGAAGUAUCCAUUUUGACAACGUUAAAUAAGAAAUAUGAUCCUGAGGAUAAGCAUCACAUUGUGCGUAUAUAUGAUUACUUUGUGUGUCAUCGUCAUUUGUGCAUUUGCUUUGAACUGCUUGAUACGAAUCUGUAUGAGCUUAUCAAGAUAAAUCAUUUCAGGGGACUAUCCCUGACCAUUGUUCAAUUGUUUUCCAAACAAAUUCUACAUGGGUUGGCUCUGUUAAAAGAUGCUGGGAUAAUUCACUGUGAUCUGAAGCCGGAAAACAUUCUUUUGUGUACAAGCAACAGUGUUAAGCCAGCAGAAAUUAAAAUUAUUGACUUUGGAUCAGCCUGCAUGGAAGAUCGAACUGUUUACUCCUACAUCCAGAGUCGUUACUAUAGAUCUCCUGAAGUUCUCCUUGGGUAUCAAUAUACUACUUCUAUCGAUAUGUGGUCCUUUGGAUGUAUAGUUGCCGAAUUGUUUCUGGGGUUGCCAUUGUUCCCAGGAGCUUCAGAAUUUGACCUCCUAAGGCGUAUGCUUGAAAUACUUGGAGGGCAACCCCCUGAUUAUGUACUUAAGGAGGCAAAAAACACAAGCAAGUUCUUUAAGUGCAUUCGGAGUGUGCACAAUAUGGAGAAUGGGGAACUUUCUGCAAAUGGAAAAAGUGCUUAUCAAGCAUUAACAGAAGCAGAAUAUGAAGCUAGAGAAUUGAAAAGGCCAUCAAUUGGGAAAGAGUAUUUUAAUCAUAUGAACCUUGAAGAAAUUGUUACAAACUAUCCGUAUAGGAAGAACUUGCCUAAGGAAGACAUGGUUAAAGAAAAUCAAAUAAGACUAGCUUUGGUUGAUUUUUUGAGGGGACUGGUUGAGUUUGAUCCUGCAAAACGCUGGUCACCUGUUCAGGCUUCAAAACACCCUUUUGUUACGGGGGAGCCUUUUACACGCCCUUAUAAACCUCCCUCGGAGACCCCUCGCAUGCCCGUUUCUCAAAACAUAAGGGUGGACCAUCAUCCUGGUGGUGGGCAUUGGUUUGCGGCUGGUUUAUCUCCGAAUAUUCCAGGCAGAAAUAGGGUCUCCAUUCAUAGCAGCCCACAUUUUCAGGUGGUGCCAUAUGCACAUGCUAAUAGCUAUGGCAGUGUAGGAAGCCAUGGUAGCUAUAAUGAUGGUACUGGAUUGGGAAGCAGCUAUGGAAGUUAUGGAGAUACUAGUAAUAUAUUUGCUUAUUAUUCCCCGGUUGGCCCUUCUGGGAUGAACAUGCAUGCACAAGGUAAUGUAUCAAUGCUUGGAAGUAGUCCGGACGCAAGACGGAGAAUUGUUCAGUAUUCGCAUGGAAAUGGACUUGGUAUGAGUCCUUCAGCAGGAAGCUUUGCUCCACUACCUCUAGGCACUAGUCCUUCGCAAUUUACUCCGCCAAGCUCCUACGGUCAAGUUUCUGCUGGCUCUCCAGGACAUUAUGGUCCAACUUCUCCAGCAAGGGGCAAUUGUCAUGGAUCACCUUUAGGAAAGAUGGCUGCUGUUAGCCAGUUUAAUAGACGAAAAAGUUGGGGAUAUCCUGGAGGUUCUCAAACUCAAGAAAGUUCAUCAACACAUUGGCAAGGGCAAGCUACUGAUGGCACCAGUUCUAGCCAAGCUGAGGGAAACUCUCAAAUGCUAGGUAGUUCACCAUCACAUCUGCAUUUAAGCUCGAAUGCUGGAAGCUGGAAGCAGCCAAGAGGAGGCAGUGGUAUUUCUGCUGGGUACUUAGCCCAGAACAUGCCAGCUUCCAUCACAGUUGGCUCCCAUAUACAAUUCACAAAGACCACGGGAGUGUCUCAUGAAAAGGCCGAGGCUAUCCAGUCGUUGCCUGAUCCUGGGGAUUGGGAUCCCAACUAUAGUGAUGAACUUCUUCUGCAAGAAGAUGGUUCGGAUGUAAGCUGCUUUACUGCUGAGUUCAGCCAAGGCAUGCAUUUUAGUUCUGCAGAGACAUUGGUUGGGUCCGGAAGAUUUAACCAUGCGCCAAAUUCAAGCACUGGCCCAUCCUUUCAAAGAAAAAAUGGACCCAUUCAAUCAUUUCCACAUGCAGAGGUGGGUAGCCCUCCUCCAACUACUGAACCACUUGCAGGAUACAUGCGUUUGUCAAAACCUUCUCAUUUCAUGCCUCACAUAUCACAAAAUUCUCCAAGCCGCUUGGGACAGCAAUAUCAGCUGUCAAAUCAUGGACGACCCACCAAUUCUCGUGGUAAUGAUUGGAAUCAUAUGAAGAUGCAGCCCCCUUCUCCCAAUUUUAACUCUGGAGGCCCACAUUCUCCAGGAAAUAGCUCAUUCAGCAAUGGCAUGUCAUGGGGGCAUAGAGCCAGUCAUCCCAUCACUAGCAUUCCACCUGCAUCUCGAGGAAGAAAGGACUAUGGAAGGAUUUCUUGAUGUUGAAAUUAGUUUUUUUACUGUGAAAAUCAGACCAUGAGAGCUGGCAAGAACAUUGUACAACUUGUACUCAAUGGUUCACUUAGCUAGCGGGCUCAUGCGAUGAAAUCCUCAGCCAGAUCAUGCUCACUCAUUGUGCUUGCAGAAUAUAAUUUGUGGUUAUUGAUUAUCUUGUCUUGUUUUAAUGCAUCUAGUUUUUGCUUCCGUCAAUGUAUUCAAUUUUCUCAUCUAUAUAUCAAAUGCCGGGAUUUUAAUUUA
This is a messenger RNA of Pyrus x bretschneideri (Chinese white pear), 3710 nucleotides long. RefSeq names its product dual specificity protein kinase YAK1 homolog. Gene Ontology annotation, cellular component: cytoplasm. Gene Ontology annotation, molecular function: protein serine/threonine kinase activity; ATP binding; protein tyrosine kinase activity. Gene Ontology annotation, biological process: peptidyl-threonine phosphorylation; peptidyl-serine phosphorylation. The transcript is spliced from 18 exons. The coding region runs from base 594 to 3452 and encodes 952 amino acids. NCBI's taxonomy places the organism in Eukaryota, Viridiplantae, Streptophyta, Magnoliopsida, Rosales, Rosaceae. The record is from RefSeq and is a predicted model, not a curated record.